Messenger RNA from Mytilus californianus (California mussel), 3653 nucleotides. RefSeq lists its product as uncharacterized. Bases 175 to 1638 code for a protein of 487 amino acids. The record is from RefSeq and is a predicted model, not a curated record. The transcript has 2 exons. Lineage: Eukaryota; Metazoa; Mollusca; Bivalvia; Mytilida; Mytilidae.
UAAAAGUGAGUACAUUUCAUAAUGCAUUUUGUUGAGACUACACCCAUGGAGUGCAGAAGUUAAGGACUUGGAUGGUACAAACUGUUGUGAGAAAAACAAGAUAUACAGGACUUGUGAAUGACUUACUAUUUGUAGUUUAUUAAAAAAAACUGAAUCAACACAGUUUAAAAGAACAUGUCACGAUUUUUUGGAAAGAAGGAUAAAAAUAAGGAUUCACAGAAAUUUUAUGUGGAAUUUUUGGGGUGGAUCGAAACUAAAGGACUUCGUGGUAGGAAGUAUACGGACCCAGUAGUAGAAAAUCUUCGUCGGAAACAGGUGAAUUGGCACAAUCCUCCUAAAUUUACAUUGCAGGUGAGCAAUCAAGAAAUUAAAAUUUCUCAAGACAUUGAAGAAAAAAAGAAACGUAAAAUAAAAACCGUGAACUAUCCCAUUAUCCCGACUCGUGAUGUUACUUACAUAGCACAAGCUACAAACCCAGACACGGGGCGACCUGAUGAUAUAGUGGCAUGUAUAUACUUAGGUUAUGUUCCAAGAACAAAUAAAUACGUUCACGUGCACGUAUAUAGGUUUGAUACAGCCGAAACCGCAGCUCAGUAUGUGAAGUUGUUAAAUAACAUCAUCUCAGUACACACGGAAAGGACAAAAGAAAUUGAGAGGUCUCUUGCCAGCAAAGGCCAUAUUCAUGAUCCUAGGUUAAUAGAAUCAGAUGGAUAUAGCGACCCAAGAACAGAUUCUGCAGCCGACUCCGGUGCCAGUACGUACAGCGAGAAUUCUUUUCCAGACAUGGAUGAUAUUGAACCAGAUUUACAAAGUCUAAAGGAAGUAAUGGCAUACGACAAUGUAACAGACGAGCUAAGACAGAGGCUUAAUGUUUCGAAAAAAGAAGGAGUGCCAAUUCUCCUUCCCCCAAAAGACUAUGAUACAAUAAGUCGUGCUAAAGGGAACUUGGAUCGCGUCGACAAACGUAAAUGUUUAAACGAAACAAUAGUUGGUGUGAAUGUGCAACAACAACGUUCAAGAAAUGGUUCAGAUGAAAGCGGUAUAGAUGUAUCGACGCCUUCUGAGGAUUCUGAAGAUAAAAUGUCGGAAGACCGAGACAAAUUACAUAAUGAACUUGACAGUCCGAUCUCUUCACCACCGCUUAGUGCCCGUGACAGUUACAGAGAUGUUUACCCUCCUCAAUCUGCUAGGGGUCCUGGAACCCCAAGAAGCGCUCACGAGCAUAGGAUUCUUACCCGUAAUCUAUCGUUCCAUUCAAAUUACAGCUACCGAAGUAUAGGAUCUGCGUCUUCUAACGACGGAAGCGCCGUGAUAUAUAAGGGAGAAAGAACAUCAGAACGACUGGAUGAUCUUCCACCAGAUUAUGAUAAUGAGGAACCCGUACAAAUGCGUAAAGGGGGCAUGAAUUGGAGAAACACCAACUUGAAUGCUUCAAUGCCAGAUCAGCGAUUUCAGAGGAAUGCUUUUAGUGAAAAUCUGAAUAAAUCUAUGUCAUCACAUGUACUGAAAAAUGAACAAGUGUAUGCAGUUGUUAACAAGAAGCGAACUCUAUCUACGAACAAUUCACAAAACAUGUAUUCGCCUCGAUCCCAAGUCAACGAAGUUCGACGUGUACAUUCCAUGUAUAACUACAAAUGAUUUUAUAUCGAUAUUUAUAUGAUAGUAUAUUAUAUAACAUAAUAUCAUGCUAGGGCCAUCCUAACCUUAAAGUGCUAAGACAUAUCAGAGAGGGCUUUGAGCCCAGAAUGAGCAUAGAAUCAAAAUCAUGCACACAAUGGCAGUGUGGAAUAUUCAGGAACAUUUGUGAUAUUAAUUUCGCAUGCAUUUUAACGAAAUCGUGACAGAAUGUAACGAUCAUAAUUAUAUUUAUGUAUGUAUUUAUAGCUUAAUGUAAACAAUUCUACUUUUCUUUCGGUAUAUGGUUUUAUUUUGAAAGAUAUAUCAAUAUUUGACAUGUGAAGUGCAUUCCUUUGAUUUAAAUAUAUUUAGUCGGUUGCACUGCAUCAGAAAUGUAAACAAAUUUACCUAUAAUGUUCACAUACCAAACAAUAUUUAUUAUAAACUUGUAUAAAACAUGUAGUGACACUUGUUUUAGCAACUAUUUAAGGAUCGUUUAAAGAAAAUAGUUCAAGGAAAAUUUUGAAUCAUUUUUUUUCAUUAUGAAUUUAAUCGUUUAUAAGUAAAGGAGCGCUUAACAUUAAGAAAUAAUGAUACCUAAUACAUGUGUAGGUUUGCUGCUAUUUUUAUCCAUCACAUUUACAUAAGUUAAUUUUGGUCACCAGUGCGUAAAAUAUUACAAGUAUUUCAUAACACCUGAAAGAAAAGACGCUAUUUCUGAAGUUGCUGCAUUACAUUUACAACAUCCAAUUUUCAAAAUAUUUAUAUUUAUUUGAACUUUUAAUGAAGUGAAGAGUUUAUUCAUUUUGUUUUUUUCUGUAAAUUAGAAAUUGAACUUUUUUGUGACAGGUGUUUUAGUUGUAAAGAACCUAUAAAGCAUAACAUUCGGGAAAUACAUUUUAAAUGUCCUUACGGAUUCAGUUUUUAACAAAAUCAGAUAAAACGUUUCAAAUUCCACGUAUUGUUUGAUAAAAUACGAUAGAUAGAUACAUGUUUUGCAAAUAUAAAGGCAAUAAAUUAACUUUGUUUAAAAUUUUAACAGAAGGUGUCCUCAAUAUGAUAUUUUGAAAAAUUGCCAAAUAUUUGUUAAAUACAGUAGUCACGCCUUGUUCUUCGAUACAAUCUAUCUUAUUACGAAACGUGUCUUUUUGUCAAUAUUUCCAUUUCAAUUCACUAUAUUGUUUAGAAUUAAUCGUAUGUAUUAAUGAAACACUAACUGUAUACACUUAUGGGUCCUUUGAAUGUUUGUCACAUUUACACAAUUUAUGAGUUGUUUCAUGUCGAAACAAAUCAAUGAUACGUGUUUUUGCUUCACUGCAGAAUCUUGCCAAAAAUAAGGUUCAGAAAGUGGCGGAUAAGGAUAAUUUGGAAAGAGUAUACUUAUAUAGUCGGAGAGAUGAUAGGGUGGCUAAUCGUUAUGUGGUUAUUUUAAGAAAUUUAUCAGAUGGGAUGGAAAGUGCUUUGGAUGCCAUCUCCGCACUUAUCAUGAACAUUCCAUUCACCAGAUGAAGGUUUAAGCUUGUUUUAUUGACAAAGUCCAUUCGUGGAUAAUACUACUUGUUUAAUGUAUAAUUGUUUCCUUAUUAAUAAAAGCGCAUUUUUUCUGAUUAAAGUAAAUAUGAUAUUUCCAGUAUUGGAAUUUUUUUUUAAUCUACGUAAUUAAUUUGAACAAGAGGUAACAUCUACCUCGUACAAUUCUAAAACACGACCACUUAUUUUCAUUAAGACUUUGUGCAUAUGAAAUUGUACAAUUCUUCCAUGUUUUGUUACUAGUUGUUAAUAUCGUUGCGUUAUUUAUUUGUUAAAAUGUACAUAAGUUAUGUUGUUUUGAGUAAUAUUAGUCCCUUUAUAAUAAAGACAUUGUUUUUCGCCCACCACUUGGACAAAUGGCAAAUUUCAAUUAAGUAGAAGAAGAAAAAAGCAACCUGAUUUCUUUUAAGUUAACACGCAAACUUUCAAGGUACAAAUAUAAUUGUUACCAGUUUUAUGUUCACAUAUAUAUAUUGUUAUUGUUUUAUAAUAAAUAUUAUUUCUUA